AUGUCUACUGCCGACCACGCCGAUGAUCUUAUUGACUACGAGGAGGAAGAUGAUCAAACCCUUCAACAAGAAGCCGCUGCCGUGACCACCGCUACUAAUGAUGCCGAUGCUACUGGCAAGGCUGAAGGCGAUGAUAAAAAGGACAAGAAAGGUUCCUAUGUUGGUGUCAGCUCCACCGGUUUCCGUGAUUUCCUCUUGAAGCCUGAAUUGCUCCGUUCCAUUGUCGAUUGUGGUUUCGAACAUCCUUCAGAAGUGCAGCAAGAAUGUAUUCCUCAAUCAAUCUUGGGUAUGGAUGUCCUUUGUCAAGCCAAAUCGGGUAUGGGCAAGACUGCCGUCUUUGUCCUCGCUACUCUUCAACAAAUUGAGCCUGUCGAUGGUGAAGUUUCCGUUGUUGUCCUUUGUCAUACUCGUGAACUUGCAUUCCAAAUCCGCAACGAAUACAACCGCUUCAGCAAGUACAUCCCUGAUAUCCGUACCGAGGUGUUUUAUGGUGGUGUGCCCACUUCCAAGGACAUUGAGAUCUUGAAGGACAAGUCAAAGUGCCCCCAUGUCUUGGUUGGUACCCCAGGUCGUGUUUGGGGUCUUGUUCGUGACAAGCACAUGAAGCUCAACAAUGUCAAGCACUUUGUGUUGGAUGAAUGUGACAAGAUGUUGGAACAACUUGACAUGCGCCGUGAUGUACAAGACAUUUUCCGUUCCACGCCUCACCACAAGCAAGUGAUGAUGUUUUCUGCUACCCUUGCCAAGGAGAUGCGUCCCAUUUGCAAAAAGUUCAUGCAAAACCCACUCGAGAUUUACGUUGAUGAUGAAGCCAAGUUGACCCUUCACGGUUUGCAACAAUUCUACAUCCAACUUGAAGAACGUGAAAAGAAUCGCAAGUUGAACGAGUUGCUUGACAGCCUUGAAUUCAACCAAGUUUGCAUCUUUGUGCGCUCCGUUCCUCGUGCUAUCGAACUCAACCGUAUCCUCACCAGCUGCAACUUCCCCAGCAUUUGUAUCCACUCUCAAAUGACUCAAGAAGAACGUAUCAAGCGUUACAAAUCAUUCAAGGAUUUCGAAAAGCGUAUCAUGGUGGCCACUGAUAUCUUUGGUCGUGGUAUCGAUAUCGAGCGUGUCAACAUUGUCAUCAACUAUGAUAUGCCUGAUGGCGCUGAUACUUAUCUUCAUCGUGUCGGUCGUGCUGGUCGUUUCGGUACCAAGGGUCUCGGCAUCACCUUCGUUUCCAAUGAAAAAGACACCGAGGUCUUGAACGAUGUCCAAAGCCGAUUCGAAAUCAAUAUCACCCCUCUUCCUGAAGACGUUGAUGUCAACUCUUACAUGGCUGCUUAA
Molecule: messenger RNA, 1329 nt
Organism: Lichtheimia ornata
Lineage: Eukaryota; Fungi; Mucoromycota; Mucoromycetes; Mucorales; Lichtheimiaceae
Product: ATP-dependent RNA helicase uap56
Exons: 3
Coding region: 1-1329 (442 amino acids)
Biological process (GO): mRNA splicing, via spliceosome; mRNA export from nucleus
Molecular function (GO): ATP binding; RNA binding; RNA helicase activity
Source: RefSeq, a predicted model, not a curated record